AGGUUCUCUUUUUUAUCAACAAAGAUGGUCUAAGUGUGAGUGCUGUCUUGACCGGCUUUGGUUUGAAUUAACGACGACACAUUUCUACAUAAAUGCUGGUUAAGAAGAGACAGUAAUAGCAGCAUGCCCUUGUUGCUGUGCUAUUGUACCUAUGAAAGGACAACAAGAGUUAGGAAAGCGCUGGGAAAAGUGCCAUGAAUUUCGGCUCGGAAAGCAGCAACCAUGGCAGCGACAACGCGUUUCAACGACUUUCGGUUACUCAAAUCUCGCCAAAAGAUUUGGACAAGAACUUCACAACUCUUCAGAAAGUGUUCAAUAGCGUGAAUCCGGCUAAAAAUGCCUGCUUGAGACCUCAACAUGACUCGGUGAGUUUUGGCCAUUUUGAACAGGGUGUUCGCCUCAAUGAGAUUUACACUGAUAUCGGUCGAAAAUUUGGCGAUCGCUCAAAGAUUGUGUUGGCGAGAGAAUGUCUUGUUCGGCUUCAAGCGUCCGCCGAGUUUAUUGGAGAACUGGAGGAAACCUUUGAAAACUACACUUCUUACAUGGAGAACGGGAGGAAAAUUUCACGCGACUUUCCAUUCAAAGUUGAGGGAUUUCAUAACAUUUGCCAAAAGGCUAAGACUCAGUACAUGUACCGUGUAUCGUUGACAAAAAUGGUAUCUACGGACCCUUGGCUUCGAAGUUCUUUGCCUGAUAUGCACGAUGAUUUGUCGAUGGUUUACAAAACGCUUCAUCAACACGCAGAAAGGGCUUUUUCGCUUAUCGGGAAUAUUUUGCUUUGUGUACUGCGAAUUGCUGAAAAAUGCAAAUGGGGUUUGAGUCGGCAAGAGUUAAACUGCGUUUGCCAAGGAAUCGAAGAUUUCAAUCGACUUGUUGAAUACUGUAAAAGCUUUAAAAACGAUGAACAUAAAAUGCUGAGUUUAAGUGAGGAAAGUCGUUUUGCGCUGUCGAACUCUACUCAGGCAAGGUUAGGAGGCUUGUUGUUAUUUCCAGCUGUUUCUACCUCUGCUGAUCAUGUUUGUUUAUUAACCCUGAGCAAACUUUUGACUGGCAUCGCUUUUGCACGCUCGAAAAUAUUGGCCGGGUAUGUUCGUAAAUUUGUAAGCGAACACCAAGAAGUUUCACGAGUACUGAAAUACGACUUCGCUUCUUACUUUGAGUGGAAAGAUUUCGGGGUUGUCUCAAUCGGCGGCAACACGAGAACCGAAGGAGGCGCCCCAAAUGGGGUAUUGUCAGUUUUGGGUCGAAACCAAAUCCCUCUCUUGAAACUUGACCCUGAGUCGCCCUUGUUAAUGUUUGAUUCACAGGAACAGUCAUUUUUUAGUAAUUUGAUAUCAAAACUUGCUACAUCCACCACACUAAUUUUGGGACGGCACAUGAGCAGUGAAAAAAAAUCUGUUGUUCUUCCCCCUCUACAAACCCCUAAGACGAAAGUUGUAACAGCUGCUGGUGGAACUGGGGCUGAUGAGGGAGGGGUGGGUAGUAGUUUGGCAAUGCAUCCAGAAGGACAUGGUAUUCUUAGACAUUCACCUGGACAUGGGUCGCCAAGACUUAACAAGCGUGUACAGUGGAAUGAGCCACUGGAUGUGGAAACCAUGAAGCAGAUACAAUCUCAGUACAGUGCAAUGCUUUGGACCAGUUUUGGAGAAGAAUUAAUAGAUGAAAUUUCAGACAUUCCUGGUUUUACAAGUGUAACAGAAAGUACCCUGGGACCAUUGUUUCUGUGGUCGGACCUCCUUCAGAUGGUUAUUGUGAGGAUGUUGGAGUCUUUGCGGCUUUCUGGUAAGUGCUUUAUCAUCACUUAUUUUUGUGAGACUUAAAUUUCGCAAUUUUCGCAAUUUAAAACAUUUCGUGAAAUUAAAGUCCUGCAAAAAAAAAAAAGAUUGAAAAGGGUGAAAAAUUGACUUCAUUUGAAGAAGCAAAAUUGAGUAACCUUAAUAAAAACCUUUAUUUAAAUUUUCCGUCUGCUAGGAGCAUGUAACUAAAACUGUAGGUCCCAAAACAUUACAGAUAUGUCACACCUUGCAAAAUAUUUCUCUGCCUGUUUCCCAGUUUCAAAUACAUAGAUGUUUUUUGUUCAAUGUAAAAUUCAGUUUGUUUUUAGGUAUAUAUACAGGUGCUCUUAUUUGUUUUGUAAAACUCCCUUAUUAAGUGUGCACUAGUCACACGAAAUGCUUAGGAGACAAUAAAAAAAUUUUACAACUCAAGAAGUUUGCAGAAGAGCUGCUUGCUGGAUUAUCCUUUUAAAAAUGUUCUUAACAGCCCCUUGACAGGCAGUGCGGAAAGCGGCACUUUGCGAAAGGAUGGAGCAAAGUGGGAAUAUCCUAACUUGUUCAAGGGAAGACAACCUUAUCGCAUAAGAUCCAUUUGAAAACAUUGAGGCGAUCCUUAUCUUAAAGCUUAUUGGCAGUGCCAUCAAGCUAAAUAGUGCCUCGAUUGCUUAUGUCAGUGUCCUUUUAAAAGAUGUCAUGUUGCUGACUUUGUUGAAUGUUUCAACCAGUUGCUUGUUGCGUUUCUAUUCCGUUGUAGUUAAAUAAAAUGCAGAAAUGGAAGUUUUAAAAACAAGCGCUAGUGUACUUGGUUCGCAAAAUUUAAUUACCUUGAAAAACGGUGAUUCUUCAAAAUUGCGAAUUUUAAGGCCCGCAAAAUAUUUCUAUUCCAAAUUCACAAAAUUAAAGGCGCUCAAAAAUAAGUGAUAAUAAGGUAUGAGGUAAUAAGGUAUGUCUUACAGUAUAGUGUCUAUUAUUAUAACAAGGCUUAUCUUUUCUGCUUUGAGUACACCACAAUUUUUUUUAAACCUCCCGAUGAUAAGAUUAUUAGGAGUUUUUACAAUAUUUUGAGGUAUUACAGUGUUAGACUGGGGAAGGAAAGUAAUGGUUGGUUGAAUUUAUCAGGAGGCUCAAAAAAAUAUGGGUUUAAGAUAUCUGAAAAUAUACGGUAUAUUCCUAAUAGGAGCAGCUUCAAAUAAAGUCUAUUUUUUACUCUUUUACAUUACCAAAAAUAUUUAACUAAAAGGUGAGAUUGGUUGAGCAAGGCUUUUGGGAAAUAUUAAGAAAAGGAAAUAAAAAGCAAGUAGAAUGCUGACUCAUCUGCCUAAUAUCAGAUUUCUUAAAGAUUUUUUUCAUACCAUUGGAUAUUUGAUCACUUUUUUCCCUUCUAAUUUAAUGUUUUACUUUUAAGUUUAAUCUAAAAAGGUUGUUUUUGUGUUAUAUAUCUUCUAUAUUGUUUUUGCAAUUAUGCUGACUGCUCAGAGAUUCAGUAGAUUUGGUAUAUGGCACAUAUUAAGUAGAUCUAAUAUUAAAACAAAGUAGCAUAAAGAUUUUGCAAUGUUGUUCUGUUGAGGUAAAGUUCUAGCUGCAUAAUAAAACUAUGCAGUGGUCUCAUUCUCCAACAAAGGUUGCAAUGAUUCCUUUCAGAUGAUCUGUAGAAGGACUAAUCGUCUAAGAUCGUUCACAUCCUUUUGUGCAUCAAAGGAACUGUUAAAUCCCAAAGAUUCAUCAGAACCUUUGAUGCGCCCUGAUCUGAGUGAUCUUCCAACAUACCAUAAAUCCUAAUCUGGAUCAUCUCAGAGGAAUGCAACCGAAAUCUUAGUCGACAAAAAGUCAAUAAAAGCUUUCACAAUAUGCAGCAUCACAGUUUGUUAAUAAUAUUGUAGUGAUUGUAAAGCUCAUAACUAAUAUUGUGACGAUCUAAAACACACAAUAUUGUGUGUUUUAGUGGUUUGGAACCUACUGACCAAUUUGAAUGGUUUGGAUGUAUAGUGAUUGUGUAGAGCUAUAUAUGACCAUAUAUAUAGCAAACCCUAAUCCAUGUGUGUUUGUAAUGAUGCCAGCAAAGCAAAAACAAUUACCCAUGAAUUUUCUUGUGUUCCUUUGUGUAAUUUUUUUUGCAGCUUUAUCCGUAAAAAUAGCAAAUAAUGCACUAUUUGUUUUUGUGGCAAAGUUAAAGCACUUCAUGAAAUAAAAGUCAAAGAAGUAAUGGAUUAAGACAGAAAAUAGCACAAUGAUCAUCUGUCUGUGUAGAUGCAAUGUUGCUGUGACGGAAAAAUGGCACCCAACAAAUAUAUAAGUUGCAUCCAUCUUGAACAAAAAGAAAUAGUACUGAUGCUCAAUGGAGCCAUCUUAUUGUCUGGACUGGUAAUCUCUCAUUACUGUUCUUAAUUCUAGCAGAUGGAACAUUCUGGGGACUCUGCAUUAUCAUCAUUCACAAAUUGCUGUUUAUUUAGUGAUGUUUUGUCUUUCAAUUUAACCCUUGGUUCAAAUUAUUUGCUUUAUGCUCAAGACAAUAUAUUAUCAUGUGCCCAAACACAAAGGAAAACAAAGGUUGAAGUAAGGUAAAAUGGAAGCCUGUGUAUAUGAACUUGUCUGUGUGGGGGUGGAGGGAGUCGGGGGGGGGCGGGGGGGGAGAUCUGUAGAGGUGAAUGGUAUUACAUUUUGAAUAGAAUGCCUUCAACAACCUUUUGCAAAGUUAGUCAACCCAUAUCUCUGGCACAAAAUCCUGGGAGACCUUGUUUAUUCCAUCACUUUUACAUCCUUAUUAAAUACGUUCAUAUCAAUUUUGUGUGAAACAUUAAUGCCAUAAAUUUUUGUUUGUGUGCACCACGCAAAGUGCACUUGAAACGUUUCUCAUUUUCACAUUUUGAAUGUACAUUUACAGCUGCCUCUUUGUCAUCACAAAAUAUAUAAAAAGCUAUGAGAUGUGAAGACCACCUCUUUUAUUGUACAAUUUGUUAGAAAUAUCAAUAGCAAAAAUGUUUAAGUUAAAGAAUUUUUACCAUAAACAGCUCAGUUCCUCCAAUGUUCAGUUGUUUCUAUUCUAAGAGCAAUUUUUAUCAUCUAUUUUUCCCUUUGGUGGUCAUUUAAAGAGUGCUUUUUAAAACAGAAUUAUAGGCGUGUUGCAUAGGGUUCAUUUUGCAGUCAGUCUAUUAUUUGCUUAAGAAAACAGGAGAAUUCAUUUGAAUGAUAGAAAAAAAUAUUACGAAUGGCCAGUUCCACAGAAUGUUUUCCUUUAUCAAUUUUGCACUGUGUACUCUUAUCAUGUACGAUAUGAUGCAUUACAUAUAAGAAGGAAACCUAGCAGGUGAAUAUUCUUUAUGUGAAAUUCUGAUGUCUUUUUAAUAAUAUUGUAAACCUGGAAUGGCUACUGUUUUUAUUUAUCAUUUUCUAGGAUACAUUUUUCCCACAAAACAAGGCCUCAAGGAAUCAUUUACUAGUAAAGUUAAUAUUCUUUCGCUUCUCUGAUUAAUCCCCUGAGGCCAGGUCAGGUGAAAAUUAUGCAAGGAAACCCAUUUUGAACUAUCUGAUCUUGAGGUUGUGCUUUUUGUAAAAAAACAACAGAAAACAAUGUUUUUAACAAAGCAUGCAAGUAUGUGGAAAAUUAAUGUCAAUUGUAUUUCUCUACACAUAUUUAAUGUCGCAACAUUUUUAUUGGUGAAAUGGGUGUGAAUUUAUCUUUGUCAUUUAAUAUGCAAUUGAUUAAAAACCAAGGAACUAAACAUGAUUAAUGGGGACUUAGAGAUAUGAAAGCAUUUCUGUUAAUUUCCAUUUGUUUUGUGAAGCUAAAUGGUAAUUUCAUUUAAUGACAAACUACCAUUUUCUGACUGCACUGAAGUUUUAAAUAAAAAAAAAAUCUGAUUUGAAUAAUAUUCAAAAUAGUUAAACAGUUGUAACCAUUUUGUUCUUCAUUUUGAUUAUUUCUUUCUUGAAGAAAAAACAUUGAAAGGGAUCUUAGUUAAGACUUGACCCAGUGGAAGAGUAGUUAUAUUUAAGGUAUAAUAGGUUAUGUUUACCCCACUUGGCAGAAGUACAUAUAGUUUUUCUUUGCCUGAUGUUGUGUUCUCUUUAGUAAAUAGAGACCUUUAGAUUCAAGGAUGAGAAUGACUACAAGUAUGAAUUUUGACAUAAAGUUUUUUUCACAUAUAUUCUCAUAAAAAAAAGCACCCCAGAAAGCUCCAUUGUACUCUUUUUCAUGAAAGAAAUUAGCACAGUUACCUUUAUUGAAGGAAGUUCGUCCUAAAUAUUUGUCAGUCACUAAUUACACCUUAUCUAACUUACUGUCUUAUCUCUUGGGGCAACGUGUAAAACUUUCCUUGACCAAAUUCUUGUCCUUCAAAAUCGCGCACUGCAUUUAAUAUAUUUAGUUGAAACAAACGACCACGUAAUACCUUUUUUUGUCAAUGCAAAAAUUCUUCCUUUACAGUCUCUAUAUUAUGAAUCCGUUUGUAGUCUUGUGUAUGAUGUAAAUAAAAACAUUGCUCUGGAUAAUAUUUUGAAACUCUUCUCUCGAAUUUCUAGUGUUCAUACUUACAGUACACGUGCCUCAACCUCUGAACAUUUUUAUACUAAAGAAUCUUGACUCAAUGUCAAACACAUGCUUUCUCGCAUGUUGGGGUGAGAAUUUGGAAUGGGAUACCUCAAAUUCUUAAAGAAAGACCGAAAAAAGCUUUUAAAAGAGCACUAAAAGCAACACUUCUCGGUAUCCUUCAAACUGAAGACUCCUAUAUUGAUGUAGAUACAAUUAAAGUGAAAAUGAAAAAGCAAUUCUCUUGUCCUUUAUUUUCAUUUUAUUCUAUUUUUAAAAUUCACUCCAAUAUUUUUCUUGUAUUUGAGUAAAAUAGUAUGUAUCUACUGUAAAAUAUAUUUACUUGUGUAACGUUUAAUUUCUUUGUAUUUAUCGAGUUUGUAGUAAAUUAUGUAGCCUGGCCUGCCUCAAAUAGCCUUGCUAACUGCAGGCCAGUCCCAAUGUAUUUUUGUAAUAUAUUUCCAAAUUUAAAUAAAGUUGAAGUUGAAGUUGAAACUCAUAGUAGAAUCACAAUCACCAAAAUGACACUGGUUCAUGCAAAUGCACUACCUAGUAUUGAGAAAAUCUUGUACUCGAUUUCGUAGUUGUACUCGUCUUGUACUCGAUUUGGUAGUUGUACUCGUCUUAAAAUCUAAAGGUCUCUAGUACACAACAACAACAACAACUCAUUGUACCCAAAGCAAGAUAUUACAAUUAUUUCACAAGAUAUUAGAUGAAAAUAAUUAAUUAAAUAAGAGGGUACUGACUUCCUGAAUAACUAAAAAUUUAAAAAAGGCCAGGAAGCCAGAUAUUUCAGGUACAUAAUUUAAAUAAGUUUAUCAUGGAAGUAAAAAAUUAUCAUUGACAGAGUGGAAACACUCAAACUAGGACACUGUGAAGAAAGUUAUCCAGUUAUAAGGUUUUUCUUUUAAAUAAUAGAAUCUGAAGGUUUUUUUAACGGGCAGUAUUUUAACAAUGUAAUGGCUAAAAGUUUGACCUUGCUGAUCCUUUUAAAAACAGGUUGUUUUAAUCUUUGGUCGGAGUUGAUCCUUAAUUUUGUGAAAGUGCAUGCAGGUUUUGACUAAAAACAGAAAUGGUGUAUUUGACUUGCUUAGCUAAUUGGCUCUUGAAAGACCUUCCACUUGCCUCAUUUGGCUCACGAUCUCAGUUAUAGCAGAGCAAAUGUAAUGAAUUUAUCUAGUAUAUCCAACUCAUGUAAGUUUAGCAGUUAAGUGUUGGUAGCGAGUGACCAAGGCAUGUUAUAAUAUUAUUAUAUAACAACGUCAUGUUAACUUAAAUAUACAUGGUAAUGGUAAUGUUAUGUAAUGUUGCAGAUUAGAGGACAACUGAAAAUUUUUUCAGCACUGUAAGCUCAACAUCAGCAUAGAAGGGCACCACUGGCUGCCAUUUUCAGUUUAUGAUCUCAUAUGCACAUACAAACAUCUGUUCAUUAAUAUUUGGAAAGGUCAGAAAUAAAAGGCAGCACUAGGCUGAUGUGGAAUUUUACAAAGAUUCAUGAUUACUCAAAUAAUUAAUAGUAAAUAGUUAAGAAUAUGUACAUAUUCACAAAGUACUUGUAUAUCCAUAACAUUUAAAGUUAGAAAAAAAUAAACGUAGUGAGAAUGCUUACCCUGUCUAACUCCUUUUGAGAUGCUGAGGUAAAAGUCUUUGUAUGUACACGGCCUUGUCCAGUAACAUCCAAUAUAAAAGAGUCUCCUUUUUUAAAUGUUUGUUUAUCCUUUUAUUAAAUUCAUCAACAAUAGAUGAGCUUAGGGAAGGUGACUGGGAAGAUGUUGGAACGACAAGCACAAGAGCCGAGCGUGUGGGGUAACCAUGACAACCCUGUGAGCAGCAACCACCAGGCACUGUCACACUGAAAAAACAGUGGAACAAUGAUACUUACCUCAUGCUUACCACAGAGAGGGAGGGAGGGCAGGAAGUGAAGUCGCUGGGCACACAAUGAAACAGGCAAAGAGCAUGAGUUGAUCUCAACAGCCAAGCUGUAAAACCACACAAGCCCCUGCAGCCCCCCCCCCCCCCCCCCCCCCCCCCCCCCCCCCCCCCCCCCCACAACACCCAACAAAGGUGGCGGACCGAAACAGAAGAGCAGACACAGACACAACACACCAAACCAAACCACAACCCCCCGCCUCCUGUCUCAAAAAAAAAAAAAAAAAAAAAAAUGUCUAGCACGACUACACCAAUCUGUCUACACAUUUUUUUUUUUAGUAUAGCAGGUCCCCCCCGGUGCAACACUCUCUCCCCACACCCAGCCCCUCCCGCCUUCGGCGGGCGACAAAAAAAAAAAGGACAAGGAGGUAGCGUUGCCCCAAACCCCCCAGCGAAAAACACCCCCCCCCCCCCAGCCCCCCCCCCCCCCCCCCGCCUCCACCAACCACUCUGCAUAACCACAACAGGGGAAGGUUGCUGACCAGCAUUGUUUUGCAUUUAAGUUAGCUUUAAUUACAAUUAACCACAUAAAACAAGACAGUUAAUGUCUCUGCUCCUUUAUGAUGCAUGUUAAAAGUGAGGUGACUUAAUUAUAAAACAAAUAAUAUAAGUUGACGAUAAUGGGGGAGCACUGCCUUGCGCUAGGUUAGCCUGUGUGACUUCUGGCAAUGGCAUGGCCAAAGAACCUCACUUAUCUCCCCAGCAUUACAAGCUGAAUGCAAUACAGCACGUGCUGGAUCGGACAAGAGUAUCGCUUUGCAGGUGAUAUUAAAUGGCAAUGCGGCCAACAAGCUUGGGGGAAGUCUCUGGGCAGACUUAACCGCACUGCGAGGAGUGUCCCUAGUUUAUUUGAUGGCAUAGCACAAAACAAAGCCCAAACCUCGUCUCCAAAGGGAGGGAGGGAGGGAGGGAGGGAAAAAGUUUUACAAGAAUAGUAUACUGAGCGCUUAAACCUUGCUGAACACUGGAACCCAAGUGAACUCUGAACAGUUGUUCUAGGCUUUUAUAGGUAGACCAAUGUCUGCUGGCAUAGCCAGUAGAAAAGGCUGUACUACAAGACAGCUCAGCAUUGCAUGUGCAAACUCUUAGCCACGAAUAGUGCUUUGAGAAUAUUGUCCAACGCUGGGGCUUGUACUAGUCUGCUUAAGACAAUAAGGCCAUAAAGUUCUACACUAGAAUACAGUGCAUCUUAGAGCUUGCUGACCUUGACAACCUGACUACACAAUUGCUUUGUUGAAAAAGAACCACCAUGAAUGGGUUACUGAUAACUAGCAUCCCGUUCCAUUAACUACAUUUUACUGGUGUGACAGUAAAAUUGCUUUUAUACAGUAAUGGUGAAAAAUUAUGCUUUUGUGUCAUAACCAAACAAUCCUAGGUGGGAAAAUUUCUUGUAACAAGACAAAUUACACGACAGCUUUUUACCAAGACAUAAAUUUAUUACUCAUUGAAGUAACUGCCUUAAUGGUUGGACUCAAAACGCCUUAUGACUGGUACUCUAGGCCUCUACAACUACUGGUGAUAUUAGAGCUCUGUAAUUUAGCUUGAUAUAUGUUUUAUUUCCAAAUACAGUCCAUGAUGUGAUGCUGUAUUAGUUUGGGAACUGUUUCUUCCAAUUUUCAUCAUAUUUAUGUGCUUAUCUAUGCAUAAUUUAUAAAAAUAUUAAUUAAGACAAGAGCCAAUUCACUUGAAAGCAUCACAUAACCUACAUUGGCACAGCAGAAUAUUAACAAGCUAAAGAAAUCUAUUUAAAAACAUUAUUGUUGCAAAGUGUAUUAAAAAGUAAAUUUUUGUUUACAGGCUGUUUACCACCUGCUGGCGCAAGUUCUCUACAAGCUGUCAGCUGUUACAUUCACUGUCUGGCCUCAGCAUCAAACUGGGAUUCAGGUAACAAAGAGUUAUGUGAAAAUACUACUAAUAGUAACUGCAAUGUUUUCUGCCUCACCGAUUAUAUUGGUCCAAGGUCAGGGUAAGUGUUACGAGCCAUAGGUGAAGACUAAGGCUGAUAGCACUUACCCAGACCUUGAUUAUUCUGGAUAACAGAAAUGCGUCAUGUAAUUGUUGUUUUAUUAUACACGGUCAUGGAGAAAAUAAUGACAAACACACUGUCUCAUGGAACAAACUUUGUCAUUGCUCUUGGAGAUCAUGCACUUGGCGCCAGCACACAACUAAUUAAUCAUCUUUAUAGGUUGCGCCGAUUUCCAAACUUAACUGCUCUUACUGCUGUAGCUAGUGAGAAUACACAUAGUUGGUAUAAUGUUUGGUAACAUUUGAAGAUAUUAAUAUUCUCAUGUAAUUGGCUUUUAAGCAUUAAAGAGUUACUUUACAACACUUGGUUAAAUAUAAAAAAUGCAAAAGAAUGGCAGCCAAAGUUGCAUGUUUGUUGAAGAAUGUCAACACAGAGUGUUAAAAAAAAAGCCAGCUAAAAGAGGUCUGAAGCCAAAGCAAAUAAGCCCAACUGGUUAUUGUAGAAUAUGUGGCUCUCCAUUAGAUUAUUUGAAAUUAUUCUGGAUGAUAAUCCUACCCCUGCCUAACAGUUUUUUUGUUCAGCGCUUUACAGUAAAACCCUGUCAACUAUUUAUAUUAGUAAUGAAAGUUCAAAUUGAUUAUUUUUAAUAUAGAGUUCAUUUAUUUAUUGGUUUCAAUAUCACGUUCUUCAGUUGAAGAAUUGGAAAUUCAAAUUGAGGCUUGAUAUGUGGUGUUAGGGAAUCUGUUGUUUAACCAGAACACACUACAUCACUUGCACAUGAGACACACACAGGGUUCACACAGUCUUGAAAAGUCCUUGAAUUUUCUUCAACUUUGAAUGUAGUAGCUUGGAAAGUGUUCUUUGCUUUUUGGUUGUCCAAGACAGAAUAUGAAUCAUAACUCAGAGAAUUUAACGGUUAUUAAGUUUACCCAAAGUACUCAAUGUUUUAUGCAGUAAUCAACAAUUUAAGACAAGUGAACUGAAAAAUAUAGAGAGGUUGGUGAAGCAAACAGUUAAAGCCUAAAGGCUUUAUUAUAAUAGUCUGGGGAUGUGCAUUUUUGUACAAUCUGUGAUAUUAUAUUCCUAAUAGGUGGUCCUUGAAAAUCUAAUGUGGUCCUUGAAAAGUCCUUGAAAAUGGUUGCAAUUUUUUGUAUGUACGCUGACCCCCUUAAGUUAUCCCAUAACCAUAAGGUGAUAUGAACCAUCACAAUAAUUAAUGCUUGCUUAUUUCGAGCAAACUCGAACUAAAUAAUUAUUGUUUUCUAAGCGACACUAGUCACUUUUUGCUGAAGAGUCAUUGGUGCAUUCUGAUGAUUUGCCAUCAGUAGUACCUGGCUGAAGUAUAAAACAUUGUUGGGGACAUACAAUGUUCCCAGCUUAACUUUGUGAGGAAAAAAGAGUGUGGACACAGAUUUUUAUUUUGGAUGCAAAGUCAGGUCAUUUUCCUAGUUUAGCCUGCCCUUAAGUGGGAACUAAAUUGUGUAAACUUAAUGAACUCCACAAUUUUGUCUUCAGCUUUUUGCAGUCUUCUUGUGACAGCAGGGACUGACAGAUGCCGUAUGGAUGGUGACCAGCUUACAGAUGGAGUUCCAGCCACACGGACAGUGUGUGCCAUGAUCAGGCUUCUUGAUCCCCUGGACAGUAUUUUAGAAAUGACAAGUUAUUGGAAACGUUCUUCCAACCAGCCAGAUCCUUUGUCCAGCAGAGUUCCAAGAGUAUUAGCACUAUCACUUACACCAAGCCUUUGUCGCCUGCAUGCCCUGCUAUCUUUCACUUUGAACUGGCUUGACACAAAGAUGCACCAGUUUUUAACCUCUUGGUCUUUGGAACAGUUUUUGUUGCUUGUGCAAUGGGACCUGCCAAUUAUUUUAGAGUUAUUCAAGAAGACUUUUAGCUUCAUUCAAUUAUUGUGUGUUGUUCAUGAUCACAACAAUAACUGGAAUUCCCUCUCCUUGCACUAUCAUCGUUUACAAGAGCAGAAAAGCAAGUUGGAGGUUUGUGUGUUGGUUUUAAUGACUAAAAUAAAAUUAAAUACUUAUUAUGUACCAGUGUCAACAGCUAGUGUUAUAUAAUCCACAAUUAAUGAUUGUUUUUUAACAGACUACAUUUAUAUUAGAUCUUUGGGUCCUUUUGUCUUUCAAUUGAAAACAAUAGCAAAAUAUGUUUAUUACUACGUUAACUAAUUGGUGCUCAUUGGCCAGAUUCCAGACAAAUCUGCAGGAUCAAUAUGGAAUUGUUGGGGCUAAAUCGCAGACGUCUGUCCUGUGAGAGUGAGAGUCUUUCCCUGUAGCUGUGAGGAGCACGGAGAGACUGCUGUAUUUGCAGGCUACCAUUUUGCUUACCGUGUAAGGUGUAUAAUGGCUCUGAGGUAGUACCCUGCAUGACCAGCUAUGUUUGUUACAAGAGGAACACGAGCUGGAAGCCCCCCUUUUUCCUACAUCAUCUGCCGAAACUUAAGAUGGUGUUAUCAUCUUUUAGGGACUGGUAAAAAAGUUUUGGAUGCUGUUUUCAAACAAUUUGACAAAGAUGUCAAGUGGGUUCUUUCAAGAGGCCAUGCCAGUUGGAAAGAGCUGGAAAAAGAGCCGACAUUCAGGUACACUAAAUUCUUUAAUGUGAAUUUCUCUUUAAAGUGCUCUUCAGUUUGCCUCAGUGUACAAUUAAUUGGUUUAUCAAUAAUGUACAUUCAGAAUAUAUCUGGACUUUGCAUAGACUCUGACUAGUAUGGUUAUAAUCUUUAAAUAAUCCAAAGUUGUUAUUUUAAUAGCUUGAUCAGAGAAUAAGCUAAUAAGUGUGUAAUAUGGAGCGAGAACUGUGAAAGAACAUUCGCCUAUUGAAACCAUUAUACUCAACCUUAUUUUGUUAAACAUUAUAGGUGUUCCAUAUCAGCGUAGCACAUAUGUAGAGUAUGCCAUUCGUCAGAUUUUGGAACCAGUUGUGGAAAGCACAGAAGGAUUUCCACUGGAUGGUAGGCUGAAUGUGCUGACACUUACUGUGAAUAGCAUGAUGGAGUCAUGGAGUGAUUGGAUACUCAAGCAGGAGAUUGUUUUCAGGUGACUUAGAGAUGGGUUGCCUUUGGUUUCAUCUAUUUGAAUUAUUAAUUUUAUUUUGCCUGCUUUUAACAUAGACAGCAAUAUGCAUUCUGUUUUAAUUCAUGAACAUUCCUUUGAAAACUACAACAUGUGUACAUUUGUACAUUAGAUUUUGUUUGCUGCCAAUUACAGAAGUGUUGUAAACACUAAUCUGGGACCCAUUUUGUGUUAUGACUGAAAAGCUAAAUAGGAGAAGAGGCAGUGAAAUAAAAAACUCUCAAGCAGUAGUUAUCCCAUAUAAAAGGGUAGUUGAUGCUGUUCACAAAAUUGAAAGGAUUCCAAUCUGAGCUGGCUCUGGCAUUGUGAUCACCCCUACAUGGUGGUGUAUAGUGAUUUUAAUUAUGGUGAAGUACAGUAAGUGAAGGCUUUCUCUCUUUCUUUUUCUUUUAUUUCUUUGAGUGUAAUCAAAGCAAUACCCUCAUGGGUCGAAAAAAAAUGUUCGAUUUUUAACCCCCUAGUUGACACCAAAUAAAAAAAUAAAAUAAUUAUAAUAUAUAGUACAGUAUUAAAGCUCAGAAUUUAUGAAGUCCUUAUUGGGUGAUUCCAGAAAAUAUCCAUACCCUACCACGGGUGGUAUGAGUAUUUUAACCCCCCCUUGCCCUCGGAAAUUCCAAAAUGCUUAUCCCCCCCUUGCCCUCCGAAUUCCAAAAUCGCUAACCCCCCCUCUCCUCCGGAAUUUUCCACUUUUGUUUCAGACCCUUUGGAAUUCCUGUUCGUCCGCCUAAAUCUUCAAACGAACGAGAAACUUGCACUUUUUCCUUCUGCAAAAGAAUUCUGUUCACAAUUUUUAGUCAGACGAUCAAGCAACUCAAGUUUGUUAACGUUAGUACACCGUAGCUAUUCCUUCUAAGCAUUAUCUUUUAGCUGCUUACCACCUAAUAGAACUUUUUUUUUUCCAUUCAAUACCGUCAUAUUUUCAGGAGUAGACCGUAUUGAUACCAGUGGACGCAGACAAGAGUAAAGUUUACGAUCGAUAUUCGAUAUUAUAAUUUUUUGAGGUAAACCUCUCCCCGACUCUUCCAGUUCUAUUGGCAAAUAUACGUCCGUUUAAGGAUAUCAGCUCCUGGAAUAAAUAGUUAUUUCGAGGAAAAAUAACUAUUUAGAACCGAAUGAUCAAAACACUUGCGCAUAAACAGUUUUGAAUUAAACAGCGCAUCAAAAGGCACGCUGUCGGAUUUUACUACCUACAUGUUGGCGUGAAAAUCGGCGUGAAAUACAAAAUCUGUCAGGCGUCUAUUUGGAAACGAGAGACUGGUGCGAGUUUUCAGCACGCAACAACACAUCGUCGAUCGACAAUCGGCGAGAAACACGGUUAGUGGUUCAUGUAUCAGAAACACCGACUUGGUUAUAUUUUUAUUAAUCAGUUGACUAAUUCGUCAACUUUAAGGCCUCUUCGAUGUGGAGCUUGCUGCACAACCCAUCUGCUUACCCAUCUGCAUGAACGCAUACUUCUUCCGUGGUCGGUUCGUGCUUCAUUUGCAAACUGGGAAUGUUAACAGGUCAGCGAUUUCAAGCGGAGCUUUCGCCGUCUUUCCUCUGGAAAUUCACUGAAUUCAGAGCUGAAACACCCCCCCAUGCCUUUGGAAUUCCAAACUGGGUUACCCCCCCACGUCUUCGGAAUUCCAGUCCAAGAAACCCCCCCCUCUCCCUCGGAAUUCCAAGAUGCCGCCCGUGGUAUGGUAUGGAUAUUUUCUGGAAUCACCCAUUAUCCAGAAGCUUUAAAAAGUUUGAAGCAUUUGAUGGUUGAUACUUUUGCUCUUCUAAUCUAAUGGCCAGGCCCCAGUUGUUCAAACAUUGGAUAGCGCUAUCCACCGGAUAAAAAUCUGUUCAGUGGAUAACGUAAUUGGUUUCCCAAAUACUUAUCCACUGGAUAGUGAUUUAUCCGGUGGAUAGCGAUAUCCAACGUUUGAACAACCAGGGCCAGACGCAAGAAUGAGGAAAACUAAGUCUUUUACUUUGCAGUUUAUGUUUUUUUUUUGUACCUUGACUUGACUGGGUGUUUUAAUGAAUCACUGGUGUAAAUACAAGUUGUUCCUGCUCCUAAACGAGUAUGGGUACCCAAGAUUUUAUUCCAAAAUAAUUUAAGUUUGUACAACCCAAAAAAGCAGUACACAAUGUUUGACAAAAAUCUCAGUGCAGGUUCUAUUUCAGAGGAAUGACCUUAAUGCAUUCAUUUUUAAAGUAAACACUUGAUGUUCUUAGCUCCAACUCACUUUCCUAGCCCUAUCAAUAUUACACAUCUUAGUUUGGUAUUUUUUUAAAAUCUCAACAGCUUUUAUGGUGCCCAGCAGCUAAGCCUAGAUUUUGGUUAUGUCAAAGUUUGGAUAGCCUCAGACUCGAGUAACCUCUCAUCUGAGAUCCAGUCACACCUCUUGAACUUGGAUGUUUUUCGGCAUUUGGAUGGUGCUAUCAGGUUAUUGAUGCUGCAGCCAAGGAAAAAGAAACAAUCUCCAAACAGCUCUGAUGAUCCAGAACUUGAGUCAAACGUCAGCACUAUGAGUAGCAGUUCUGUGUUGUCAUCAUUAUCUGGUGUGGAUAUUGAUGCAUAUGACAUUGAUGUCCUGAAUGACAAGACAAUUCCCAACAGUCAAAAGUGGCUGGAUCUGCGUCUACGUGGAGGCAAAUCAAAGAAGGGCUUGCUUCCAUUCUGCCUUAAGGUGCAAGAAAUGAAGUGAUAUUUAGUCAUUGAUGUAGUUAGUCAGAAUUAUUCUGAACCAUGAUUAUUGUUUGGCUUAAUCUUAGCAUGGCAAUGUGAGGAGGAAAAUAUGAUCCUGUUAACCUGCAUUGAGCAUGGCUUGACUGAUGACUAAUGAUUCAUAAUUGUUGUAUUUGACAGCUCAUCAUACUAAUAAUUUUGGUCAAAAAUUAAGUUCCUCUAAGUAAUUUCUUGUUAAUGUGCAU
This is a messenger RNA of Porites evermanni, 16185 nucleotides long. NCBI's taxonomy places the organism in Eukaryota, Metazoa, Cnidaria, Anthozoa, Scleractinia, Poritidae. The record is from the annotation of a GenBank genome assembly.